GUCGUCGUUGGUCGUCCGUCCUUCGUGGUUCAGAGGGUUGCCAUCCAUUCCAUCCUUCCUCUCCCGGGAGAUAUCGUAUCGGCGGUGAUACAGCAGCCGGCCUGUCUGCCGCCCGGUCGAGCGACUGAAGACUGAAAACCCCACCCCCGGCGAAUCGUGGGACUUGCCCGAGAGAGAGUCGGUAACGUUAUCGCCGACCGCAGGUGUCUGCGGCUCCGCUCUGCGUGUCCCGCAUUUCGCGGCCUGGCGUCAUAACCCCUCGAUCGCUCGCUUGCAAGCUCCCCCUCGCUCUCCGCUCAUAUCCACUCCAUAAUCACUCGCUCGAACCUCAACCCCUCUCGUUCUGCUCUCGUUUAUCCUUUCAAGCCUUGCAUCAGUCGCUACUGAAAACAACACGAAAAAAAAUGGACCCGCGAUCCACGCCAUCGACCACGCAGACGUCUGCCCUGUCGUCGACGCAGCAGUUGCCGAGCAGCAAGAUCGUGCCUCCGGCGCCGCGACCGAUCAAAGCGCCGUCGACCGAGGGCUUCCUGAAGGAUUUUACGCUGCUCGCCGAGGCAGCAAAACGAGCCGAGAUUGCUGUGCUCAUGCGAGACCUCGAGAGCGUCGGGCUGUCAUGAACGGGCUGUCGAAGUGGGGCGGGGGAGUGCCUGUCUCUGCGCCGAUGCUUAUCUCGCCGGUCCCGCUGCCCCAGCACGUCGAGUCCGCCUCUACACUAGGCUCGGCGGGCGGCUUGAUAGUUAUCGGCGACGACUAUCUCGGCAUUCGGUGCGACGGAACGGCCGAAAGCAGACCUGGCCUCAUCGGCAAAGAAGUUCAGGGGCGACACCGGCGGACGGCAAGUAGGCGCCGCGGCAGCAGCAUGGACUGGGGAUUGGGCUGUCGCAAUCUAAUCAUGCAUCUUUUCAAGGGGCUGCUCCGGGCGGACAGGUUGGGCUGAUGUACGGGGAGGUUGGAUAUUCUCGUUUGUUCAGGGUACGGGCGUACACACGGGGACGGGGAGCCUUCACGGUUAUCUCGGCGUCGCGGCUUUGGCGUCUGAUUCGGGCAUGGUACAUACAUGUGCUGCUGUUGGGCUCAUCUUAUAUACAUAUAGUUUUGUUCUCCUCCGUCAGUACACCGCAAUUGGCAUAGACUGGAAGGAUGAGCUACGAUGCGAAUCGUUCUGAUCCUGCCGUCGAGAGCAACCCACGCAGACCGUCCUAAUUAUAUCCGAGGCAUCACGGG
This is a messenger RNA of Thermothielavioides terrestris NRRL 8126, 1227 nucleotides long. RefSeq lists its product as uncharacterized. The transcript has a single exon. The record is from RefSeq and is a predicted model, not a curated record. Lineage: Eukaryota; Fungi; Ascomycota; Sordariomycetes; Sordariales; Chaetomiaceae. Bases 405 to 620 code for a protein of 71 amino acids.